This is a messenger RNA of Nymphaea colorata (pocket water lily), 2363 nucleotides long. Its product is annotated as NEDD8-activating enzyme E1 regulatory subunit AXR1-like. Bases 364 to 1938 code for a protein of 524 amino acids. The transcript is spliced from 15 exons. Gene Ontology annotation, molecular function: NEDD8 activating enzyme activity. Gene Ontology annotation, cellular component: cytoplasm. The record is from RefSeq and is a predicted model, not a curated record. Lineage: Eukaryota; Viridiplantae; Streptophyta; Magnoliopsida; Nymphaeales; Nymphaeaceae. Gene Ontology annotation, biological process: protein neddylation.
ACUGUUGAAUAAAUUAGAAAAGCGUGAGUUUCUCUUACAUAGGUAAAAGAAGAAGUAGAGCAGAAGCUCAGACCGACUCGAAUUAUUUUUGGGUCAACCGAGCCUGAAAGGGUCUUGUCACGUCUAUGGAUCUGCCAAUUGAUGCGCCCAACCCAGUGGAGGGACGAUGAGCAUUCAGGGCAGUCGGCGAUUCCCGAGUCGCCUUUUUGGGAGGCCGAUGAGUCGAAUCAUUUCGAGCAGACUGAGGCUCGCUAUGGAAAUUGGAAAAUAGCAUCCAAGGAACAGUCCGUCAGAGCAAACAAAGGAGUUCUCCGGUGUUCUGCAUAACUGGGAGACGGAGGGUCUGAAUCAUAGACCAUCGUUAUGGCAGAGCCCAAGAACAAAUACGAUCGACAGCUGAGGAUAUGGGGAGAACAAGGGCAAGAAGCACUAGAAAAAGCUAGCGUUUGCUUGCUCAAAUGCGGACCAACCGGUUCAGAGACACUGAAAAACCUUGUUCUUGGUGGCAUUGGGAGCAUAACUGUUGUAGAUGGAUCUAAAGUUGAAGUAGGGGAUCUCGGAAACAAUUUCAUGGUUGAUGAAAGAAGUGUUGGAGAGUCGAAGGCAAAAUGUGUAUGUGCUUUCCUGCAAGAGCUAAAUGAUGCUGUAAGGGCCAAGUACGUGGAAGAGUCUCCAGAGGCACUCAUUGAAACAAAUCCUUUGUUUUUUGCUCAGUUUACAUUGGUAAUUGCAACUCAGCUGCUAGAAAAUUCAGUGGUAAAACUUGACAGAAUCUGUAGGAAAGAGGAUAUAAUGUUGAUAGUUGCACGUUCCUAUGGUCUUACUGGCCUUGUGCGUAUCAGUGUGAAGGAACAUACGGUAAUCGAGUCAAAGCCUGAUCAUUUUGUGGGUGAUCUUCGCCUUCAUAAUCCAUGGCCUGAACUCAAGCAGUUUGCUGAAGACAUUGACCUGAACACAACCGAUCCUGUCAUCCAUAAAAACAUACCUUAUGUUGUAAUUCUUGUAAAAGCUGCUUCAGAGUGGAAACAUACACAUGGUGGUCUUCUUCCGACAACCAGAGAAGAGAAAAAACAAUUCAAGGAUCAUUUGAAAACAAAAAUGAUUUCACUGGAUGAAGAUAACUACAAGGAAGCCAUUGAUUCAUCAUUCAAAGUUUCUAUUCCUGCUGGAAUCAGUUCUCAACUGCGUCAGAUAAUUGAGGACAAUUCUGCAAAAGUCUUUGCUGGCUCAUCUGAUUUUUGGGUGCUUGUAGCAGCCUUGAAGGAAUUCAUUGAGAAUCAAGGAAAUGGGGAUGCACCUCUGGAAGGUUCAAUACCAGAUAUGACGUCUUCAACUGAAUACUAUGUAAGCUUGCAAAAGAUAUAUCAGGAAAAGGCUGAGGCCGAUUGUCAAGUGAUGGAACACCUAGUGAGGAACACUCUUAAGAGAAUUGGAAGGGAUCCUGGUAGCAUUUUGAAGGCAACAAUCAAAAGCUUCUGUCGGAAUGCUAGAAAGAUCAAUGUGUGUAGAUACCGAUCCAUAGAAGAGGAGUUUAUGUCCCCUCUUCUACCAGAACUGCAUAAGUACUUUCUCGACGAAGAGUACAGUGCAGCAAUUAAUUUCUAUAUUUUGCUUCGAGCUGUUGACCGGUUUACGAGUAAUUAUAACAGAUUCCCUGGGCUUUUUGAAGACAGUGAAUUGGAUGAGGAAAUGUCAAGGUUGAAGACUGUAGCGGUCAGUAUCUUAAGUGAGAUGGGGGCAAACGGCUCCACCUUGUCUGAAGACCUUAUCAAUGAAAUGUGUCGGUUUGGAGGUGCUGAGCUUCAUGCGGUUGCUGCAUUCAUUGGAGGCAUUGCAUCACAAGAAGCUAUCAAGCUCAUAACAAAGCAAUUUAUACCCAUGUCUGGAACUUUCAUAUUCAACGGCAUUGAUCACAAAUCACAAAUCUUGGUCUUGUAGUCUUCUGCUUGAGAGACUGCCUCACGAGAUUUUGAUGUUGCAGCACAGGCGUAUAAAUACAGUUUGCUGGAUCCUGCUUGAGGUACAAAUCCGGUUUCACAGUUUGUUCUUUUCCAGAAACAUUAGAAAAGUUGAGCACCAUUUAGGCGCGAGUCACGAGGGCAUUGUCUACUGGAUUGCCGCAAAGAUCACCUACGUCCCAGGCUGCUGUCUCUUCUGUUCCUCUGUUAUUUUAUUUUUCUUUUCUUUUCCAGUAUGUUUCUGGAAUUUCUUGGAUAAGGAUCCCGGACUUGUCUUGGUGUUGGCACAUAAAAUUUUGAAAAGUUUUGGAGCUCUCGGUUUGGCAUUCGCUUUUUGUUGGAUCGUUUUAAUAGUGCAUGUAAUUUUUGCAUUAAUGGAAAACGUGAUCUUUACGAUUUUACCAA